AUCCCAUCCUCCUUCACCAUCCACCGGAUCUUGUGUUCUGCUUCUUACGCUUGGUGUUUUCCCAAGACCAGUACACGAAAGACAACCACUAAAUCAGAAACCAUGGGCUCCAACCUACCAUAUGCCGCGGACGCAGAGAGCCCGCUCAAACCGGCCGAACUCCAAGUCCUGCGCGCCCAGUACGAGAAAGAAGGCGACUACGUCGGCAUCCAGACCAAGUUCAACUUCGCCUGGGGCCUCAUCAAAUCCCCCUCCCGCACCGACCAACAAGAAGGCGUGCGCCUCCUCUCCGAGAUCUUCCGGGCCGCGCCCGAGCGCCGCCGCGAAUGCCUCUACUACCUGGCGCUGGGCAACUACAAGCUGGGCAACUACGGCGAGGCGCGGCGCUACAACGACCUCCUCCUGGAGAAGGAGCCCGCCAACCUGCAGGCGGCCAGUCUGGGGUCCCUGAUCGAGGAGAAGGUGUCCAAGGAGGGACUCUUGGGCAUUGCCAUUGUGGGCGGGCUGGCGUUGGCGGCUGGCGUGGUGGGGGGCAUUGUGUUGCGGGGCACGAAGAGGCGGUAAUUUUUUUUCUCUCUCUUUCCGUUGUUGCUGAUUGACACUUGAGUGAGAGGAAUUCGGGCUGAUUUUUUGUUUGAUGGGUGGGUGGUGAAGGUGGGGGAGUGAGAGUUGGUUUUGAGUUUGGAUUUGGAUAUGGAUUUGGAUCUUGUUGAUGGGAUUCGAUGGAUUGGGAGGGCCGGGUGGUGGUGGUGGUGGUGAUGUGUAUAUAUGGUUGUUUGCUGAGAAAGGGGACGGGUUGUACGCCAUUGAGUGCCGUGAUGAGGUUGUGGGUUUGAGCCCUUCCUGCCCUGCGGGAUGGUAUUGAUUUGUUACUAGCUGAUUGUUUAGCAUGAUGGGCGUUGGGUAUUGAAUUUGAUGGUUGUUGAUAUUG
Molecule: messenger RNA, 931 nt
Organism: Aspergillus brunneoviolaceus CBS 621.78
Lineage: Eukaryota; Fungi; Ascomycota; Eurotiomycetes; Eurotiales; Aspergillaceae
Product: mitochondrial fission 1 protein
Exons: 4
Coding region: 103-564 (153 amino acids)
Biological process (GO): peroxisome fission; mitochondrial fission; autophagy of mitochondrion
Cellular component (GO): peroxisomal membrane; mitochondrial outer membrane
Molecular function (GO): protein binding
Source: RefSeq, a predicted model, not a curated record